Messenger RNA from Boeremia exigua, 1944 nucleotides. RefSeq names its product class I alpha-mannosidase. The record is from RefSeq and is a predicted model, not a curated record. Gene Ontology annotation, cellular component: endoplasmic reticulum; Golgi membrane. Gene Ontology annotation, biological process: N-glycan processing; carbohydrate metabolic process. The coding region runs from base 1 to 1944 and encodes 647 amino acids. Lineage: Eukaryota; Fungi; Ascomycota; Dothideomycetes; Pleosporales; Didymellaceae. The transcript has a single exon. Gene Ontology annotation, molecular function: mannosyl-oligosaccharide 1,2-alpha-mannosidase activity; calcium ion binding.
AUGCGCAGUAUCAAAUUACCUCGCAAUGUAGCAGGCAAUCCCAAAAUGUCGCGCCAGCACCAGCGAGUCCUUGCAUACAUCAUUCUAGGAGCUGCUGCACUGGGCGCAUACUACACCUGGUUCUGCGCACCGAUCGAUGCCCUUGCGAUAUCUUUCGAAGACCACAAAGCUUAUAUGAAUGAUCGUCCGAGCUUCUCGUCGUUCAAAUCUCGACAAUCGUAUGAUUGGAGAACCGCUCCUCUUCGAAAUGCAAUCGAGACCUACACACCCCUACCGCAGGGGCAACCUCGAGCACUGCCGCGAGUGCAGUUCAAAUUUCCGCCCGAGACGAGGGCACAGAGAGACCGAAGGGAGAUACAGAGAGUCGCAGUACGGGAUGAGUUCAAGCGUAGCUGGGACAGCUAUCGUGCGUAUGCCUGGGCAGAAGAUGAGCUCAAACCCAUAACAGGGGCUGGCCUCAAGUCCUUCGGUGGGUGGGGUGCGACGUUAGUGGACUCUCUGGAUACACUCUGGAUCAUGGGAUUAAAGGAAGAGUUCUACGAAGGUGUGCAGGCUGUCUCAGCUAUCGACUUUGGCAAGUCAGACAUGAAGACCAUCAGUGUUUUCGAGACGACGAUUCGAUACCUGGGCGGUAUGCUCAGCGCCUAUGAUCUCAGUCAAGAGCCUGUUCUGCUGGAGAAGGCCAUACAGCUCGGCGAGAUGCUCUACCGUGCUUUUGACACUGAAAAUCACACACCCACAGGGUGGCUGGACAUAGAGAAAGCAAAGGAUCCUGAGGGCCGACCUCCCACGGCUGAGACCAGCAUCUGUUUCGCCUGUCUCGGAUCAUUGACUAUGGAGUUUACACGUCUAGCGCAGAUCACCCAGGAAUCGAAGUACUACGAUGCUGUAGCUCGCAUCACUACACUCCUCGAUCGUACUCAAGAUACGACGCGCAUACCAGGUCUCUGGCCCACUACGCUGAAUGCCCGCAAAGAACAAUUCAACCAAAGCCGUUUCUUUUCCCUUGGCGCUCUCGCCGACAGCACGUACGAGUACUUCCCCAAGAUGCACGCCUUGCUUGGCGGCCUCGAACCUGUGUACCAGAAACUGUACACUGAUUCUGCAGUAAAGAUCGAUGAACACAUGCUUUUCCGACCCCAACUUCAGGAUGAGGAACUCAGCAAAGAUCUUUUGUUCUGUGGUGACGUACACUCGUCGCGGCCCACUGAAGUCACCCUCGACCCAGAAAUGCAACACUUGACUUGUUUUACCGGCGGCAUGUUCGGGUUGGCAGGCCGGCUCUUCUCCUCUCCAUCGCAUGUUGAGAUUGGCGAGAAGUUGACCAGAGGAUGCAUAUACGCCUACGCCGCAAUGCCCACCGGCGUCUCACCCGAAAUCUUCAAGAUUUUGCCCUGCAAAAGCCGCACAGAGUGCAAAUGGAAUGAGACAGCGUGGCAAGACAAGAUCAUGUACAGCUACGGCAGCCGAUACAGCCAGGAUGCAGAGCAGAUAGCGCUGGAAAGGGGUUUACCACGGGGCUGGACAAGUAUCCGCGACAAACGAUAUCUGCUGAGACCAGAAGCCAUCGAGUCCGUAUUCAUCUUGCACCGCAUCACCGGCAAGCAAGACUACGUUGACAGCGCAUGGGACAUGUUCAUCUCGAUCGUCGCAAACAGUCGCACACCGUACGCCAACGGGCAGCUGCUCGACGUCACCGGCCAGACCGAUUUCGGCACAGAACAAUACACUGUUGGGCAGAGAUUCCGCGGCCAUGGUCCCGCGACGAUAAGGCAGGGGAAUCUGGAGGAUAAGAUGGAGAGCUUCUGGACGGCUGAGACGUUGAAAUAUUUCUACCUCAUUUUCAGCCGCCCCGAUAUGAUAAGUCUCGACGACUGGGUGUUCAAUACAGAGGCGCAUCCUUUCCGACGUCCAAAGGCGGCCGCGGGAAGCGGCGUGCUAUAA